This is a messenger RNA of Macrosiphum euphorbiae (potato aphid), 321 nucleotides long. The record is from the annotation of a GenBank genome assembly. Lineage: Eukaryota; Metazoa; Arthropoda; Insecta; Hemiptera; Aphididae.
AUGUAUUUCAUCAAUAAUGAAGAUAUUCCUGAGGAAAAAUCAAAAUUUCUACCAAAACCGGAAAUCGUAUCAAAAUCAGAAAUCUUGCCAGAAUUGGAGGUCGAGCCAAAAUUGAAAAUUAUAUUACCACCAGAAUUGCCUACCUCCACUAAUGAUAAUACAAUUCAUCAAUUGGUUUCUAAUGAUGCUGGGAAACGAGUAUAUGGACGAGCUAGGGCGAAUUUGUGCUUCAGCUCAUUUUAUAUAUUUUGCGAAGACUUUCGCAAACAGCUUAGUUACUUAUAUCCCCAUAAAAGUGAAACUUAUCAUAAGACUAUGUAA